CUUUUUUCCAAUCCACAAUAUGUUGGUUUUUUUUUUCUUUCAACUUCAUCCUUAAAUUGAAAAAAAAAAUCUUUCCCACUCUCACUCAUUUUCUAUAGAAAAUAAGCUAAAAAACUCUCUCUUCCACACAACAACAUCGCUCAAACCCCAACCCAAAACUUCCCCCACGAAUAACACCAGCAGCAUAGGGCUUCGUUCCCCUCCAAACCCUCUCUCUCUCUUUCUCUUUCUCUGGCCAUUAUCGGAUCUGAUUCACAAACCGAAACCCACAUAGUUCCAGGUCCUUCCUUGUCCGAUCUCUGCAAAUUCCAACGACUGGUUCCCCCCCCCCCCCCCCCCCCCCUCCCUCUCUCUCUCUCUCUCUCUCUCUAGUACAGUCCACUAUUCCAAAAGCAGAUCGAAGUGAGAGAAAAUAGAAAAGGUGAAGGAAGCAGUGGGUGGGUCUGAUCGAUCCGAUCGAUGAGUCUUAGAGUUGGGGCAUUUUCAUUCUGAAACGAAUGGGAAUGCCCAAUAAACAAUGAGCAAAACAGGGGACGAAGAAGACGAAGACGAGUGCUUCUACGAGUCCCUUGAUCGCAUUGUCUCCUCGUCUUGCUCUUGCUCCACUUCCAACUCUGACUCCGAAGAUAACCCCAACCUCAGUUCCGACGCCAGUUCCCCCAAUUAUGCUUCUCGCAACCACUUCCCAAUCCCUAAAUUCCCAAUGGGCAUCUCCCACUACGAUAUUUGGAUUUCCGAGCCUUCUUCUGUCUCCGAACGACGUCGUCGGCUCCUCCGCGAAAUGGGUCUCAGUGCCGACCCGGCACUGUCCCGGGACAAACCCGAGGAGUUCGGCCGAUCGGUAUCGUCGGAUCGGUUGACACGUCAGGAGCAAAGCGGUGGAGCCGUUACCGGAAUGGUCCGAUCGAAAUCUGACGGCGGCGAUCAGUGUAAUGGUUCUUCUUCUACUACUGCUAAUUCUACUUCUUUUGUUGGUUCUUCUUCAAUUCUUUCAAUUCAUUCGGUCUCGUCGGAGACUGGUUCAUUUGUAAAUAGUCAAAGCAACAACAGUAACCACUGUGUUUAUAAAUCGCGAAGUGGCAGAAGCAAUGGAUCUCCUGUUGCUGAUACCACAUCGUUGAAUAAACCACCCUCGGGAAAGAAUUUCAAGAGGGUGGAUGAGAUUCGAAGCAAUCUCACACUAUCGAAUUCGGCGUCGAAUCGGAAUUUGGGGAACUCGGAAGUUGAGGAGGUUUUGGACAGUAAUGGGUCUGAAAUCAAGGACGAUGAAUCAGAACUAUUCCUAGCCUGUACUAUUAGGGAUCUUGAUAAUGGGAAAGAGUUUGUAGUGAACGAGGAAGAUGGUACUUUGAACAAACUUAAGGAAGUUGGGACGGGAAGGCAGUUUACUUUGGAGGAAUUUCAGAUGAUUUGUGUUGGCCAUUCGCCAAUUGUUCAAGAAUUGAUGCGGCGGCAAAAUGUGGAAGAGGGUCAUAAAGAUGGUUCAGAUUCGAACAUUAAUGGGGUCAGUGGGGGCGGUUCCAAGAUGAAAAAGAAAGGGAGUUGGUUCAAGAGUAUCAAGAAUGUUGCAAGCACCAUGAGAGGUCAGAAAGAGAGGAGGAGCAGUGAUGAGAGGGACACAUCGUCUGAGAAGGGUGGCCGUAGGUCGAGUUCCGCCACUGAUGAUAGCCAGGAUGCGUCGUUUCAUGGUCCUGAAAGAGUGAGGGUUCGGCAGUAUGGGAAGUCUUCCAAGGAAGUCACCGCUCUUUACAAGAGCCAGGAGAUUCAUGCGCAUAAUGGGUCUAUAUGGAGCAUCAAAUUUAGUUUGGAUGGGAAGUACCUUGCAAGUGCUGGUGAGGACUGUGUAAUUCAUGUCUGGCAGGUUGUAGAAUCAGAGAGGAAGGGGGAAUUGUUGAUGGAGAAAACAGACGAAAAUAACUUAAAUAUGUUCUUUGUAGCCAACGGAUCACCAGAACCAACUUCAAUGUCACCAAAUGUGGACUACAAUCCAGAGAAGAAGAGAAGAGGAAGGGCAUCUAUUAGUAGAAAAUCGUUAAGCUUGGAUCAUAUUUUUGUGCCAGAGACUGUAUUUGCGCUAUCAGAGAAACCAGUAUGUUCAUUCCAAGGACAUCUUAAUGAUGUUCUUGACUUAUCCUGGUCCAAGUCUCAGCACCUGCUCUCAUCUUCAAUGGAUAAAACAGUGCGGCUGUGGCAUUUGUCUAGCAAGUCUUGUUUGAAGAUUUUUUCACACAGUGAUUAUGUGACUUGCAUCCAGUUUAAUCCUGUUGAUGAUGGAUACUUCAUUAGCGGAUCACUUGAUGCUAAGGUCCGCAUAUGGAGCAUUGAGGAUCAUCGAGUGGUUGACUGGAAUGAUUUGCAUGAGAUGGUUACGGCCGCUUGCUACACCCCAGAUGGUCAGGGUGCACUCGUUGGUUCAUAUAAAGGGAGCUGUCGUUUGUACAACACAUCUGAGAAUAAGUUGCAACACAAAAGCCAUAUAAAUCUGCAGAACAAGAAAAAGAAGUCUCAUCACAAGAAAAUCACCGGUUUCCAGUUGCUGAUCAGUUUCAGUGAACAGUUUGCACCAGGGAGUUCAUCAGAAGUACUCAUCACAUCAUCAGAUUCGCGGAUCAGGGUAGUUGAUAAUGUUGAUCUGGUUCACAAGUUCAAAGGGUUUCGUAACACCAACACCCAGAUUUCAGCCUCCGUCACAGCAAAUGGUAGAUAUGUGGUGGCUGCCAGUGAGGAUUCUCAUGUAUAUAUAUGGAAACAUGAAGCAGAUUCUCGACCUAGCAGAAGCAAAGGCGUGACUGUCACUCGAUCUUAUGAGCAUUUCCACUGUCAAGAUGUAUCGGUCGCCAUCCCUUGGCCUGGGAUGGGUGAAACAUGGGGGUUUCAAGAUGAACCGGAAACAGCCAACCAUCCCCAAGAUGAACCGGAAACAGCCAAUCAUCCCCCGACACCUGUUGAGGAUGCUCUUGCCAAUGAGGGUUUGCAAUCAGCAUCCGGUAGCAGCAACAGCCCUCUUCAUGGAACCAUUUCCAGUGCAUCCAACAGUUACUUCUUCGAUAGAAUUGCAGCGACAUGGCCAGAGGAGAAACUCCAUUUAGCAACUAGGAACCGGAGCCCUCGUGUUAGCAUUGAUUAUACCAACGGGGUAACCCAUAACAUGUCUGCCUGGGGUAUGGUGAUUGUAACAGCCGGUCUUCGUGGGGAAAUUAGAACUUUCCAAAAUUUUGGGUUGCCAAUUCGAAUUUAAGGGUCUAAAGAUUAGGAUCCUUUCGAGGGGAAAUGAAGAUAAAAAGUAUAGAUAAAUGAGUUUGAUUUCCCCUUGACGGUUGGCAAAAAUUGUGUACAGAGAGAAAUAUUGGGUGAGAAUUGUACUAUUAGCUGAGUUGCAUUUCUUUCCUUGUGCUUGUUGCCAGUCGGAUAUGGAGCUCAGAUGGGAGAGCCUUGUCCGAUUUGGUGUCAAGAAAGAAUAUAGAUUUGUUAAAAGGAAAAAAAAAGAAAAAAAAAACUACACCAUGAAAUUAGGGAAAAAAAAACCGAUGGAUUUGUGUAAUCGGAAAUUGUAGAGUUAAUGAGCAUAUGGCAGAAGCCUAUUGAAUUAAAA
Humulus lupulus (European hop) is the source of this 3592-nucleotide messenger RNA. RefSeq lists its product as uncharacterized. The transcript is spliced from 7 exons. The record is from RefSeq and is a predicted model, not a curated record. Bases 518 to 3238 code for a protein of 906 amino acids. NCBI's taxonomy places the organism in Eukaryota, Viridiplantae, Streptophyta, Magnoliopsida, Rosales, Cannabaceae. Gene Ontology annotation, molecular function: protein binding.